Molecule: messenger RNA, 981 nt
Organism: Cynocephalus volans (Philippine flying lemur)
Lineage: Eukaryota; Metazoa; Chordata; Mammalia; Dermoptera; Cynocephalidae
Product: T-cell surface glycoprotein CD1a-like
Exons: 5
Coding region: 1-981 (326 amino acids)
Biological process (GO): immune response; antigen processing and presentation, endogenous lipid antigen via MHC class Ib; positive regulation of T cell mediated cytotoxicity
Cellular component (GO): external side of plasma membrane
Molecular function (GO): endogenous lipid antigen binding; lipopeptide binding; exogenous lipid antigen binding
Source: RefSeq, a predicted model, not a curated record
AUGCUGUUUCUGCUACUUCCAUUUCUAGCUGCUCUUCUCCUACGAGGUAACAAUGAGGAAGGAAUCGAGGAGCCUAUCUCCUACCAUCUUAUCCAGAUCUCAUCCUUUUACAACCAUUCCUGGACACAAAAUUUUGGCUCAGGAUGGCUGGGUGAGUUGCAGACUCAUGGUUGGGACAGCACGUCAGGAACCAUCAUUUUCCUACAGCCCUGGUCCAGGGGGAACUUCAGCAACAAAGAGUUAAUAGAACUGGAAAGGUUUUUCCGUGCCUACUUUGUUAGAUUUCUUCAAGCAAUUCACAACUAUGCCCAUCAGUUGCAAUUUGAAUAUCCCUUUGAGAUGCAGGUAACAAUAGGCUGUGAGCUACACCCUGGGUGGGUGUCAGUAGGCUUCUUGCGGGGAGCUUAUCAAGGAUCAGAUUUCAUGAGCUUCCAGAACAAUUCAUGGCUGCCAUCUCCAAAGGGUGGGAGUAGUGCCCAGCUUGUUUGCAGAGCACUUAAUCAAUACCAAGUCUACAAGGAAAUAGCACAGACGCUUCUCAGUGACACCUGCCCACGUUUCAUCUUGGGUCUUCUUGAUGCAGGGAAGGCAGAUCUCCAGCGACAAGUGAGGCCUGAGGCCUGGCUGUCCAGUGGCCCCAGUCCUGGGCCUGGCCGUCUGCUGCUGGUGUGCCAUGUCUCAGGAUUCUACCCAAAGCCUGUGUGGGUGAUGUGGAUGCGGGGUGAGCAGGAGCAGCCAGGCACUCAGCGAGGUGAUGUCCUGCCCAAUGCUGAUGGGACCUGGUAUCUCCGAGUGACCCUGAAUGUGGUGGCAGGGGAGGCAUCUGGCCUGGCUUGCUGGGUGAAGCACAGCAGUCUAGGAGGCCAGGACAUCGUGCUGUUCUGGGAACAUCACACCUCUGUGGGAUUGAUCAUCUUGGCUGUAAUAGUGCUUUUGGCUCUUCUGACAGUUGUUGCAUUUUGGGUAUGGAAGUGCUGGUGA